Molecule: messenger RNA, 1927 nt
Organism: Aspergillus calidoustus
Lineage: Eukaryota; Fungi; Ascomycota; Eurotiomycetes; Eurotiales; Aspergillaceae
Source: the annotation of a GenBank genome assembly
CGGCGACUCCUUGCCUAUCCCCUGCCGAGACCGUUCGGCCACCUCGAUAUGGCCACUGUCCAACAGGGCUCAGUGGUCGCGCUCCUGCUUAUGGUGAACAUCCUGCCACUGGUCUUGCGGGCUCGAUCCUGGGCUACCGUGCACCGCUGCGCCGCCAAUCUCGCGGUCAUGAAUUUCAUUCCGUUGUGGACUGGCUGGACCUUUGGGUUUCCUGCGCAUCUUCUAGGCAUCGAUUGGUCGGCGGCAGCCUGGACGCAUCGAUGGGUCGGCCGGAUGGUCAUCAUCCACUCCGUCCUCCACGGAGUGAUCGCGAUCCUGGGUGACGGCCAACCGGUGCAAGCUAUACAACAGCAUUACGUUCCAGUUCUGGCAGCGUGUUCGAUGAUCGUGAUCGUUCCCAUGACGCUGCAUGCCGUGGUUCGCCGUUACCCGCAGCUAGCGAUGAAGUGUCACUACCUCUUGGCAGUAACCGGACUGGCGUCGAUGUCCUACCAUGUCUGGAUGCGCCGGUCAAAAAGCCUCUGGUGGUUGGUGGCGGCAGCGGCUCUGUGGACUUUUUUGACGCUGGUGUCCUUGGAUGUUCCCCUAAGAAGGCGCUGGGGGCACUCCUGGCCUUUGGUUGUCAUAUCCCGGCACCAUGAGCUUCUCAGUAUCGACAUCACCAUUCCCUCUGGGUGGAGAGUCGAGCUCGGUCAAUAUGUGUACCUCUGGCUACCACAGGCAGACCUGCGACUUGCAAGCCAACUGCCGCUUUUUUAUGUCUCGUCGUGGGAAGAUACAUCGACCUCUAAACUAACACACCUGUCCGGUCAGCACGCACAGAUCUAUGCGUCUGAGCAAUCGGCCAGUCAAGAGGACGGGUUGAGGGAGCCAGAAAUCUUGGUACCAGAUAAUACAUCGCUGCGCUCUGCCGAACCAGUGGUGGAAUGGAGACAGGUGGGGACAGCGGCAGAACGCGAUGCAGCCGUGCCCACUGUCAGCCAACGGCAUGGAUCGAGAGGGAGGACCUCCUGGUAUACUGCGAUGGGUCACCGAACGCUACGUGUGCUGGCCCGCCCGCAGUCUUCGGCACUGGCGGCGGCGCUCUAUAAUGCCAAGCAUCUCCACAAUAUUCCACACAGCGCGCUCGUGCUGGGACCGUACGGGCGAAAGCCGGAUCUGGCCCCCUUCGGGAUCGUGCUACUGACCGUAGAGGAUAUCGGGAUUGCGCGAGUCUUUUCGCUCAUCCAGACCCUGGUCCUGGCGAGUGAACAGCACCGCGCUAUGGUUCGGAAGCUCAUCGUGGUUUGGCAAAUGGAGGACUUAGGUACCGCGCGUCGCAGCACCGCAUCCUGUCUCCCCGAACGGUGGGCUGAGCUAACACGGUCUAGGUAACCGUCGGUGGGUGAACAUGCAGCAUUUGCUGGACCUCGAUCGCCAAGAAUUCAAGAUCCUCCGAUUCGUCCUCUACUACCGUCGAAACCGCAAGAAUGAGCCCUCGCGGGACCCGGGCACGAGGGUUCGAUUCAUGAAAGGGUCUGUGGAUGUGGCAGAGACGAUAAAGACGUCCCUGAAUACACGUCGGGGGAGUAUGUUGGUCGGCGGUAUGAACCCUCUUCGAGGUUUGGGAAAAGCUGAUGCGUCCGAUGAAGCCAUGCUAACGGAUCACUGUCUCCAGUCUGCGCACGACAGCUGAUCUGUAACCAGGUCAAGGCCAUCGUUCAGCCCAAGCUGAGCAAUGACCUACGGCUCCUAGAUCUUGACGUUGAGCCGUAUCAUCAGUGGUUGGACAUUGACACAACGGUGGCCACUACCGGACCAUCCAGAAACCACCUCCAAUGGAUCGCCUCCAGAAUCGCUGAAGGCCGUGGUCAUUCCAGCUGACCGAUCUACCAACGGUCCCUUGUUUGACGAGCUCCCGUGCAAGUUCGAUUGGACUACCAGGUUU